UAUUAAACAGUAAAAAUGCUACUUACACACUUGCUGAGUACUUCCUUUGACGGAAUGGACACGUCUGUAAUUGUUCCUUAUGAAGCAGAAGGGUUUAUUCAAAGGCUGGAAACAUUCUCUCUUAAAGAAGUGGGCUCAGAGAGGUGGUUCAGACAGCAUGAGUGCAUUGAGAAACUUAACAUGCAGGCGAUACUAAAUGCUUCUGCCAUGCACGAUGAGUUCAUCAAGGAGCUGCUGGUGUCAUUUGGAAAGAUACCUGUCCUGGUCCAUGAAAUGAUCCUUGUUGAGGUGUGGAAGCACAAAGUGUUCCCAAUUUUUUGUCAGCUGAAGGACUUUAAUCCCAACAACACAUUUCAUCUUUACAUGGUGAUCCACCACGAAGCCACGGUCAUAAACCUACUUGAAACGAUAAUGUAUCAUAAGGAUUCAUGGGAGGCAGCUGAUGACUCUGUUCUUGACUUGGUUGAUUACUGCCACCGCAAGCUCACGCUGCUGGCCAGCAAAGUAAUCAGGGAGGGUGCAACAACUGACCAACACAACCAGACAGGAAACGCAGUUGCUUCCUCUAUAGAGGUGUUGCAGAUGCAGAAUGCUGCACUGGAGUUUGAAAUCUCCCUGAAGGCUGUCUCUGUGCUGCGCUACAUCACUGAUCACACGGAGAGUAUCAGUGUCAUUAAUCGCAUGCUGUGCACCCAUAACAUGCCUUGCGUGCUGGUCCAGCUGAUUGACUGCUGCCCUUGGAGUCGCUGUAAAGGAGGUGAGGUAGAAAAGUACAUAAAUGGCAGAUGGCAGAAGAUUCCCGUUGAGGACCGUUUAAAGAUGACAAAACUGGAUGGUCAGGUCUGGAUUUCCCUUUACAAUCUGCUGCUGAAGGAAGACUUCCAAAGGAAAUAUAACUUCAACAACUUCAACAAGAACCAGCUUCUAAAGCUUCGGAGUUUCUUGACAGAAGUGUUGAUUGAUCAGCUGCCAAACCUGGUGGAGCUUCAGCGUUACCUGGCUCAUCUGGCCGUUACAGACCCUGCCCCUCCAAAAAAGGAACUCAUUUUAGAACAGAUCCCAGAAAUGUGGAACCACAUUGUGAGAGAGAACUCUGGGAGGUGGAAGGCUAUAGCAAAGUACCAAGUCAAAGAAACUUUCAGCCCAUCUGAAACUAAACUGAGGCAGCAGGCACAGAGGUUGGCUAAGACGUACAAUUUGGAUGUGAUGGAGAGAUUACUCCCUGAGAAGCCAAAGUGUGGAUCCUGUGGGAAAGAGGCUACAAAGAGAUGCUCUCAAUGUCAGGGAGAAUGGUACUGCCACAGAGAAUGUCAGGUGAAGCACUGGUCUAAACACAAGAGAGUCUGCCAGCUUACGGCUGAAACCACAGAGAAGAUCCAGAGGGACCUGCACAUCCACAGCUAACAGAGAGAGGCUGUUGAAAGUACUGCUGGCGGAUGAGAUAUAAGAAUCUUGAGUCACAAAAUGGCAGGAGAACAGAUGUGCACAUAUAUGAUGAUGCAAAUUUGCAUUCCUAUACAUUUUAUAUGUCUUUUAAUUUGGGAAACGUUAUAUGCCCAGUUCCUGAAUUCAUUUGUACCUUUUUGUUUUUGGUACUCUUAUGUUUCUUUAUGAUAAACUUGUAUGUAUACUGUUUUAACCAACCAUUAAAUUCUAGUUGAAUUAAUUAAAGUCUAUUUCAUGAAAGAGCUUCCUUCUCUGUCAGGAGAUGUUAUACCAUUGUUAAUUAACACAGCACAGGUGCAUUGAACUUUGCUACACCAGCAGCAAACUUUCAAACUUGUCUUCUUGUCUCAGUGCUAUUAAGAAUAAUCCAUGCAGGUAUUUUCACAACAGAUAGAAUCACUUAUUUAUAGUCACUUAGUUAAAGUGUAAAUUUGUGGCUCAUCUUCUUGGCUAUUAUUCCUGCUAGUUAUGUUAAGACUUUACCCUUUCCUGAAUGUUGGAUUGUUGACUUUCUGUCAGUAAAUACAUAACAGACUGUUUUGGCAAAUGAAACCCAGAUUAAUCACAGUUUGAGACAUUGGUUGGAGGGGUGGGGGACUUUGCACGCCCACUCAGCUGUGCUCCGGACUCAGAAGCACCCCCUAUGUGAAAACAUCCCGGAUGUCGGUACAGCUCUGCCUCAUCUUACUCUCGUUGUUAAUGACAAACUGCUUCCUCCUACAACAGUCUGACUAAAUCAAAAGAUGGUUAGUGUCUCCAGAAGUGCUCAUGUACCGCGGUUACACCGAUGUUACU
Molecule: messenger RNA, 2241 nt
Organism: Etheostoma cragini (Arkansas darter)
Lineage: Eukaryota; Metazoa; Chordata; Actinopteri; Perciformes; Percidae
Gene: zmynd10
Product: zinc finger, MYND-type containing 10
Exons: 13
Coding region: 16-1404 (462 amino acids)
Biological process (GO): outer dynein arm assembly; inner dynein arm assembly; motile cilium assembly
Cellular component (GO): cytoplasm; centriolar satellite
Source: RefSeq, a predicted model, not a curated record